CGUUAUGAGAAGGUACUGAGAUGUACUUUUCUUCUCUUAUGACAGAUGUUCCUCCACCAGGGGAAGUAAUAGUUCUUGAUUCUGACCAGGAGACAGUUUCUCUUGGCUUUCCACCCACUGAAAACUCUGCUGGGUUUAGACUACAGUUAGAUUACUUCUGUGAAACACACAGCGGCAGUUUGACUGUUGAUGACUCCAGCCCUGUGAAGGUUGAUGGACUGAUACCUGGCACUGAGUAUACCUUCAGCAUCACAAGGAUUGCAGACGAUGGAAAUCAAAGCAAAGCAACCUCGCUAUCUGUCUUCACAGAGCCCAGCCCUCCUGUGCAGAUUACAGUCGACCAGGUCAGCAGCGAGUCACUGUCUCUGCAUUGGGACCCCCCUGCUGGUGAAGUGGAGAGUUACAUUGUGACUUGUUGCAGUGAGGGAGACAUUAUGAAAGAGACAACUGACACAAACAAGAUGACAUUCAACAACCUGAAGCCAGGGGAGUGUUACUUUCUAGAGGUUUCUACAAAACUUCGGAAUGGAAGAAUAAGCAAACCAACUGUAACAUCUGCCAACACAAAUGUUCCUCCACCAGGGGAAGUAACAGUUCUUGAUUCUGACCAGGAGACCGUUUCUCUUGGCUUUCCACCCACUGAAAACUCUGCUGGGUUUAGACUACAGUUAGAUUACUCCUGUGAAACACACAGCGGCAGUUUGACUGUUGAUGACUCCAGCCCUGUGAAGGUUGAUGGACUGAUACCUGGCACUGAGUAUACCUUCAGCAUCACAAGGAUUGCAGACGAUGGAAAUAAAAGCAAAGCAACCUCGCUAUCUGUCUUCACAGAGCCCAGCCCUCCUGUGCAGAUUACAGUCGACCAGGUCAGCAGCGAGUCACUGUCUCUGCAUUGGGACCCCCCUGCUGGUGAAGUGGAGAGUUACAUUGUGACUUGUUGCAGUGAGGGAGACAUUAUGAAAGAGACAACUGACACAAACAAGAUGACAUUCAACAACCUGAAGCCAGGGGAGUCUUACUUUCUAGAGGUUUUUACAAAACUUCGGAAUGGAAGAAUAAGCAGGCCAACUGUAACAUCUGCCAACACAAAGCCCAGCCCUCCUGUGCAGAUUACAGUCGACCAGGUCAGCAGCGAGUCACUGUCUCUGCAUUGGGACCCCCCUGCUCGUGAAGUGGAGAGUUACAUUGUGACUUGUUGCAGUGAGGGAGACAUUAUGAAAGAGACAACUGACACAAACAAGAUGACAUUCAGCAACCUGAAGCCAGGGGAGUGUUACUUUCUACAGGUUUCUACAAAACUUCGGAAUGGAAGAAUAAGCAGGCCAACUGUAACAUCUGCCAACACAAAGCCCAGCCCUCCUGUGCAGAUUACAGUCGACCAGGUCAGCAGCGAGUCACUGUCUCUGCAUUGGGACCCCCCUGCUGGUGAAGUGGAGAGUUACAUUGUGACUUGUUGCAGUGAGGGAGACAUUAUGAAAGAGACAACUGACACAAACAAUAUGACAUUCAGCAACCUGAAGCCAGGGGAGUGUUACUCUCUACAGGUUUCUACAAAACUUCGGAAUGGAAGAAUAAGCAAACCAACUGUAACAUCUGCCAACACAAAUGUUCCUCCACCAGGGGAAGUAACAGUUCUUAAUUCUGACCAGGAGACAGUUUCUCUUGGCUUUCCACCCACUGAAAACUCUGCUGGGUUUAGACUACAGUUAGAUUACUUCUGUGAAACACACAGCAGCAGUUUGACUGUUGAUGACUCCAGCCCUGUGAAGGUUGAUGGACUGAUACCUGGCACUGAGUAUACCUUCAGCAUCACAAGGAUUGCAGACAAUGGAAAUCAAAGCAAAGCAACCUCGCUAUCUGUCUUCACAGAGCCCAGCCCUCCUGUGCAGAUUACAGUCGACCAGGUCAGCAGCGAGUCACUGUCUCUGCAUUGGGACCCCCCUGCUGGUGAAGUGGAGAGUUACAUUGUGACUUGUUGCAGUGAGGGAGACAUUAUGAAAGAGACAACUGACACAAACAAGAUGACAUUCAACAACCUGAAGCCAGGGGAGUGUUACUCUCUACAGGUUUCUACAAAACUUCGGAAUGGAAGAAUAAGCAGUCCAACUGUAACAUCUGCCAACACAAAGCCCAGCACUCCUGUGCAGAACAAAGUCGAUCAGGUCAGCAGGGAGUCAGAGUCUCUGCAUUCGGACACACCUGCUGGUGAAGUGGAGAGUAACAAUGCAACGUGUGGCAGUGAGGUUGAAACUCUAAAAGAGAAACCCGAUGGAGCAUUAAGCAAGCCAACUGAAACAUCUGCCCCCAAAGCGACACACCUAGAGAGCCUUUUGGAGGAACUGGGGUUGGAUCGCCACGUUGAAGAGAAGUUAUCCCUAAGCACACUUCUUAGGAUUGACAAGAAGACCAUUACUGAUGAACCUGCUAAGUGUAAUUCAGAUCUUCCAUGGUAUUUUCUGAAGAAACUAAUGAUGGUCAAUGUGACAGCUAGGAAUGUGAAAUGUACACCUUCACAUGAAUCAGACUUGGAUGAUCACUUAGAUCUUGAUAAUCUUGAGGAAAGUACACAUUCAGGUGACACAAUGAAUCCCCUUGACAUUAUCACUGCUCUCUUCCUGUGCUCUGAUGGUUUUGUACAGCAGGAAAUGGCCCUCAAAAUGUCCAUGUGUCAGUUUUCCGUGCCUCUGUUGCUUCCCAACUGUGACACAAAGCAGUGCACACUCAUGCUUUGGGCCAUGAGAGACAUUGUUAAAAAGUACAGACCUCAGUCACUUUCAGAAUCCAGGGGAUUUAUUGAAGAGAGAAUUGUUGUCUCUGCACUUCCAAUGAUAUCUUUUGUGAGACUGGGUGAGUGCUCCUUGUCCAAGUCAGAGAUCCUCAAUAAGCUUCUGAGCAAUUCUCAGCAGUACCAUGACACCUUUGUUCACUCCAACAUGGAGGGUGGUGACAGUCCAAGGAGAAUAUCCAAUGGAUUGGUUGAAAUGACUUGGUACCUCCCUUGUGGGAACAAAAACAUGGAUGUCUUCAGCGAGCCAGUUGCUGUAGCUAACCUUCGUGGGGACAUUGCUUCAUUUGAAACACAAUUUGCUUUCUUGUGUCAGACAUCGGCAGCAGUUUUUGUGUUCUUUGACGCUUUGGACUCUGAGUGUGAGCUGCUAACCAACCAAAACCACAAGGCCCAGAUCUUCUUGGUGGGUAACCGUCAAAGCAAAGAUUUCAAAUUAGAUGCCCUAAAAAAGGUAGCAACCAAGCUGGACUUGACUAAUAGCAAUAUCCUUUUGAAAGAAAAGCACAUAAAUGAUGCAAACUUUGUCAAAAAGGUGCGGGAAAAAGUCAGAAAUGCAUUUGAAAACACAAAGGUGAAGAGGGGAAUUGAGAAGAUGGCUGCCAUUGCCCAUGAACUGGGAAUCUGUGUUGAUGAAGACGCUUCAGACUGCCAGACUGCCAAGAAAAAUGCAGAUGCUAUCACUGCAGAAAUUCAAGACCUUCUUAAAUACAAAGAAGCUCAGCUUCCCUUGCAAGGCCAAAUAUGGAAAGACCUUACUCGCUUGGAGAAGGAAGAAUUGCGACUUCGGAAAGUUGAGUCCAAAGAUAUAGAAAAGUACAAAAGUGAUCUUCAGCUACAGAAAACCAAACUUCGGGAAAAACAGAACUCUCAUGACAUGUCGAACGCAAUGACAUGUUUCAUUAAGGCAAUUUCAAGCCCAGGGAUGGAGAGGUGCUAUUUCCUGAAUUGGAUGCGAAUGAACCUCGAUAACGUGUCUCGAGAAAAACUCUUUGACCUCAGGGAGCAGUACAAAGAAAAAUGCAAAAACUCUGAGAACAAAGAGAUAAAGAAAAUUGACCAACAACUUUCCAACAGCUCAUUAGGGACUGAACACUUCUUCCGUGAAAUGGGGCAGAUCUAUGAAGCUUCCCUUUCCCUUAAAAAAACAGACCCAGCACGUCAACAACUACAGCAUCUCCCCAAGCUAUGUGCUGAGUUAAUGCUUGAUGGAUUUCCUCUUGAGCUUGUAGAUGGAGAAGCAUCCAACAUACCUCUCAGAUGGGUGAGUGACGUUCUCUCUCAGCUCAAUGCCUUGGUGUCUCCUAAGAACAAGAUCCUGGUAGUCACAGUUCUUGGAGUUCAGAGCACAGGAAAGUCCACUCUCCUCAACACCAUGUUUGGAGUGCAGUUUGCAGUCAGCAGUGGUCGAUGCACUCGAGGUGCCUUUAUGUUGCUGAUUCAAAUCAAUGAAGAUGUCAGAAAAGACUUCAACUGUGACUUCAUGGUGAUCAUUGACACUGAGGGCUUAAAGUCACCAGAGCUCGCACAACUGGACAAUAGCCACGAGCACGACAAUGAGCUUGCAACACUUGUUGUGGGGCUGAGUGAUAUCACCAUCAUCAAUGUUGCAAUGGAGAAUUCAACAGAAAUGAAGGACAUCCUACAGAUAGUUGUGCACGCUUUCCUUAGGAUGAAAGAGGUUAGCAAAAAGAAGCCCAAAUGUCAGUUUGUUCACCAGAAUGUGUCCGAUGUUUCAGCCCAUGACAAGAACUUGCGAGACAGGAAACUGCUCCUGCAGCAGUUAAACGAGAUGACCCAGGCAGCAGCCAAAAUGGAAAAGAAAGAAGAGUACUCGAGCUUCACUGAUGUGAUGGAGUACAGUCCAGACACUGGAAACUGGUACAUUCCUGGACUCUGGAAUGGAAACCCACCGAUGGCACCAGUCAAUACAGGCUACAGUGAGGCUGUCUAUGAGCUCAAGAAGAACAUAAUCACCAUUUUGGGAAGUUGUGGAUCAUCAGCUAAUAAUAUCUUGGAGUUUACAGAGUGGAUGAAGAGCCUGUGGACGGCAGUAAAACAUGAAAACUUCAUCUUUAGCUUCAGAAACAGUCUCGUGGCUGAUGCAUACAUGAGGCUGUGCACAGAAUUCAACAAGUGGGAAUGGGAAUUAAAAAAAGAAAUGUUCACAUUGGUUACACAAGCUGAAACAAGAAUUUCUAACUUCGGUACACCUGCUGAUAAAUCUAACAAAUCUGACAUGAGAGAACUUCUCAUGCUAUUGAAAAAUGAAGCUUUGACUGAGCUGUCUAAAUGGGAAACAAAGCUUCUUGGAAAUCUGGAACAGUACUUCAAGCAAACAAAUGGCCAUGUAUAUCUUGUUGAAGGAUACAGACAGGAGUUUGCAAACAGUGCAAAGAGCCUUCGACAAGAAAUGGAAAGCUCUGUGUUUAAUCAACUCACAGCAGCAGCUGACAUCAGACAGGGGAUGACAGAACUUGAUAAAAUCAAGGAGAACCACACAAAGGAAUUAGAGGGCAAAGUAUGUGCAUUGAUUGAAGAAUGCCGAAAGGAAAAAGUCAAGAUGUCAGAGGAAGAGCUGGACAAAGAAUUUGACAAGAUGUGGACUAAAACAGUGAAGGAACUUUCCUGUAAAGAAAUGAAGAAGGAGGACAUUUUCACACCUGUGUCUUUCUCCCUGAGAACAAAUCUAUCAACCAAGGGAAGUCACGCAAGUGAUUUGUUAAGUCAAAAAAGCCUGAAAGAAUGUCGACAGGAUCUUUUUAAAUAUACAGCUCAAGGAACCAUGGUGUGGUUGAAAGGCCUAUUCAGUGCACCAAGUCACACAAAGGCUGCACAACAAACAGCUGUCGGCAUCAUUACAGUUUGCUCACAGAUGGUGAGUGACAAAGUGCAAAGAAAGAGUAAUUACCAUGAUACCUACAUCGAUGAGAUUUUAAACAUGAUUGAUGAGAAGCUGCAAAACAAUCAGCAAGUUGGAACAGACAUCACUUUUGAAGUCUCUCUGAAACAGCACAUCUGUGCAGACGCAGCCAGAAGGUUUCAGAAAAUGCAUGAAGAUUUCAUCCAUGAAAAUGAUCCUUACAGAUGUCUGAAUGAAAACAAAGGAAAGUUUCUUGCUGAUUUCAAAGACGUGUUCCAUAAUGUAGACCAGUGCCAGAAGAAGGCAGAAGAAUUCACAGACCGAUGCUUGAAGCCUGCAGUCGAAGACUUUGUCAACCGUUCCCUGGGUCCUGAUAUCAUUGGUGAAAUGAGGACAAGUGAGCAGUUCAGCACAAGAAUGUCCUUCCAGUGUUCAGUUUUACUGGAUCUGCUCUCAAAGGAUGACUUUAAAAAGUACCUGAGCUUUAUUUGCUCCUAUGAGCAUUAUGUGAAGGAAUGGAUACUCAACAAAAUAUUGGAACGCUUCUCAGAUGGGUCUACGAUGUUUGAGGAUCAACAUCUCCAGUCAUGUGUCAACAGCAUAAAUAAUGCUAUCCAGAAAGCUAAAACAGAAAAGAGUGGCAACUUAAAGUCAUUUGUUGAAGAUGUCUGUCAGGAACUUGGUGACAAACUGGUCAUUUCCCAGGAUGCUCUUGGGGCAUUCAUGAUCCUGAACAAUGCCAACCAGGAACAGUUUGCUCUCUGGCUCACUGAGUGUGUGACGGAGAUGGCACAAACUCUUAGAAAGAAGUUUGAGAAAACAAAUAUCCAAACUAAACUACAGAGCCUUCAUGUGAAUCCUCAGAACGAGCUUUUCAACAAACUGAUUGGAUGUGGUAAACAGUGUCCGUUCUGCAAAGCACCCUGUGAGGCAGGAGGAAGAGCCCACACUGAGCACUUCACUUCACUUCAUCGUCCAGAUGGUCUGGGUCGAUACAGAUGGAGUGAUUCAGAAAAACUUGGCAUUGACAUAUGCUCUUCCCUAGUAAACAGCAACAAAGAUUUUCGCCACAGUGAUACAAAAGAUCAUUCGCACCCUUACAAGCGUUACAAGGAAAAGUAUCCGGACUGGAAAAUCUCACCAGAUGCAAGCCUCCAGGCAUCAGACUACUGGAAAUAUGUACUGGCAAAGUUCAAUGAUCAGUUUGCAGCAGCAUACGAUGCAAAGCCUGCUGAUAUUCCUGCAGCUUGGAAACUUAUCACACCUGAGCAAGCAGAGGCAAGCCUCAAAGAGUCAUUUCAUAUCUAAUGAGAAACUACAAGCUUUGUGCUCACAGAGGGUCCCGUCCUCCUCAUUACAGUCAUCAUCCUCUCAUGGACAUUUAGAUUACACUUGAUUUAUAUGAAGAGAAGCACACAAAGUAACAUGCUGUUUAUGAGAUGGCAAGGUUGACCAAAUAUUUCAACAACAACUUACAAGAAAUUUGUAAACGUUUCAGUUUGAUUAACAUACUUUAAUUACUUCUUUUUUUGGUUGUUAUUGUAGUAUCAAUUAAUCAGAUUAUUUCCUUAAAGUAACUGAUGCAAACAUUUUUGCUUUUAUGUUUUUCUGUGGUUUUGUCAUAAACAUAUUAACAAUUUCAAUGUUUUAAAAUAUCAUUCAGUCUUCAUGUCAACAUGAAGAUUAUACAAUGUCUUUAUUUUUAUUUCAAAUAAGUAUCUGAUUCUUAUUAUUUACAUUUUUAUUGACACAUUCAGAAUUGUUGUCUUUUCAUUUCUGAGCUGCAUCAAAAGCCACACAUUUAGAUUUUUAAAUCAGUGAAUGAAUCAUUGUGUUUUAGUGGUGGUACAGUCAACAUGUAAACAUGACAGAAAGUCUGUUGUCAUCAAGUUCAGUUUGACAUGUGACCGUUUCCCAGAGAGUUAGAAUCUAUUCUUAUUUUGUUUCAUUUAUAUAUUUACAUAUUCAAUGUUUAACAUAUCAUUCAAUCUAAAUGUCAACAUGUAGAUUACACAUGAAUUUUGUUCUUACCUUAUUGAGUGCUAUAUGUCAUUGCUUUACCAACAACCUGAAAGUCUUUCUUUGUAUUCCAAUCAAGUAUUUAGCUCCAAAUAUUUACAUUUUCAUGUUCAUGUUAUAAUAUUUACUCAAAAUGUAUUAUGUUAGUUUUCAUUUUCAAAUGCCACAUUUUUAACAUUUUUAGAUCAAUUAAAGGAUCAUUUAGUUCAUAUUCAGCAUGUCAACAUGUAAACAUGACAACAAGUUUGAAUCAAGUUAAGGAUGAUAUAAAGAUGGUAUUGUUUUUGUGAAUAUUUAUGUUGUUGCAUUUUUUAUGUUUUAAAGAUAUUCCAGUCUAAAUGUCAACGUGUAGGUUAUCCUCCAGGUUGUUUUUAUUACCUAAUCCAGUAUGACAUUUAAUUAUCUUUUUUCAAAAUCUAUAACCACUUUUUUUUCUGUCAUUUAAGAAUCUGAUAUCACAUAUUUACAUGUAUUACUCACUUAAAAGAUCAUUCAAUAUAAAAGUGCUAUUGUCAACAAGUAACAGCAUCAUAUAUGAUCUUUCUUUUAAUCAGAUCUUCUAAUCUUUUGUUUCUGUGAAGUAUCUGAUUCUUUAUAUUUACGUAAUACAAAACACCAUUCAUUCUUUAUACUGUUAACAUGUAUACUUACUACUGUUUACUAUUUCAAUAAAGAGACCACAUCUGCA
Messenger RNA from Trematomus bernacchii (emerald rockcod), 8355 nucleotides. Its product is annotated as interferon-induced very large GTPase 1-like. The record is from RefSeq and is a predicted model, not a curated record. The coding region runs from base 21 to 6956 and encodes 2311 amino acids. The transcript is spliced from 10 exons. Gene Ontology annotation, molecular function: GTP binding; protein binding; GTPase activity. Lineage: Eukaryota; Metazoa; Chordata; Actinopteri; Perciformes; Nototheniidae.